AUGGCAGGAAACAUGAAUCAUGCUAGCGCUAGUGAUGAGGCCCUCGCGGCCCAGGUUUUGAAUUUGCUGCCUUUGCACGAAGAACAUCAACCGAUGAAGCCAGUGCACUUGGCCCAGGAAUUGGGUGUCUCUAGACCCGACGUCAAUCGCGUGCUUCACCAUGUGCUUCAAGUCCGCGGACAAGCCGAAAGCCCGGUGCCUGGGCGUUGGCAGCGGACUCUAGCAACUGCGCCCGACAGAGGGGAGCCUGACAUUCGGCCAUGGGUGCUAGAUUCCCAAGCGACGACGCCACCAGAUGCGCUCUCCUUGGCUGCUACAGCGCCAUGCGUGGUCCGGUCAUCGCUCAUCAAUCCAGCCUCAGCAGCACCUUCAACUACAGCGCAGCCUACUGCAUCAGUAUCGGGUCCGGAUGCAACCACCCCCUUUGCACCUGCAGCUGCCAAUCACGGACCCCACAAGUCGGCCGUGAGUGAGCUUAACGAGAUCUUUGCUCAACCAAAUCUGCCAAAAGUAGUCUACUCAGACCACAAUUCGGGAGCUGGUAUGUUCAAAUACACUGCUCAGCUUACUAGCCUACCACCUCGAUGCUCUACAUCGCUGCCAAUGCGCUCCAAGAAAAUGGCCAAGGAGGCUGCUGCCCAGGAACUUUUGAGCCACUUGGCGAAUGAUCUCAGCUGGAGGGAGUUCGCUACGGAUGAAAUGCACAAACGGAUUUGUCAAGCGCACUUUGAGUUGCCUACGCGUGGGCGCCAUCUACAACUUGGCAAUCGCUACAUUUGGGGCACCGAGGGUGAGCCCUCACGUGAGGAGACGGCCCUGAUUACCGUGGAGGCCAAGAGCGGACCAGAUCCCGAGAAGCCGCACACACGCAAGUCCUUUCACAGGUGCAUCAAUACAUAUUUCUCUGAAACGGUGUGCGCGUUUUACAAUUGCUACGGCAAGCGCCAGCGACCUUUUCAAUUUCGACUCGUGUACGGAGUGCAUGACAAGGACUUUAUCAUGAAUGGUGUCCGAAUUGCUCAUAAAGAGUUCCCGGAUGGCACAGACCCUCAGGACAGCUUUGACGACGCCAUGAAAAAGAAGAUCACGGCGCGACUUGAGAGCACGAUCGACAUGUCCCAUUCCAUCGAUGUGGCGACACAUGUCUACACAUUACAAAAGGCUGAAGAUUAUAACAUUUAUUUGAUCGAGGUCGUCUUCCAACACCGCAAUCCCACCAAUGCGACCAUGCUGGCCCGAGUCGUAACAAACCGUGGCAACCCCGAGGAGAAGAUCGAAUUCUAUACGCGUCGCGAUGGAAGCAACUAUCUGCUACAAAGGGAGCACGUGAUUCAGCAGGCAAACCAAGUCCGGGCUGAAACGCCAGCCAAUGGGUGUCCAGCUUGGGUGCAAGCGCUUUGCGAGGAACAAGCAAGCGAGGCCAUGGCACCCUCGUCUGAGUGA
Messenger RNA from Monosiga brevicollis MX1, 1443 nucleotides. RefSeq lists its product as uncharacterized. The coding region runs from base 1 to 1443 and encodes 480 amino acids. The transcript has a single exon. NCBI's taxonomy places the organism in Eukaryota, Choanoflagellata, Craspedida, Salpingoecidae. The record is from RefSeq and is a predicted model, not a curated record.